AUGAGCUACAUGAAGAAGGACGAGGACGCAGACCAAAUGAUGAUGAAGUUGGACAGGACAUCCGUUUUCCAGGAUGCCCGAUUAUUCAAUUCGUCCCCUAUAUCACCGCGAAGAUGCCGGACUCUGUUAACAAAGCUUGCCGUUCUAAUGUUCACCGGCGAGAGAUUCCCCACGGAUGAAGCUACGACACUCUUCUUUGGAAUCUCGAAGCUCUUCCAGAACAAGGACCCAUCUCUACGACAGAUGGUGUAUCUUAUCUUGAAGGAGCUCUCCAAUACCGCACAGGAUGUCAUCAUGUCAACUUCUAUAAUUAUGAAAGACACUUCUGUUGGCAGUGAUGUCCUAUACCGAGCGAACGCUAUAAGGGCCCUGUGUCGUAUAAUAGAUGGUAUCGAGCGACUCAUUAAGACUGCCAUUGUGGAUAAGACGCCCUCGGUUUCCUCCGCCGCUUUAGUUUCCGCAUACCAUCUUCUUCCAAUUGCAAAAGAUAUUGUCCGGAGAUGGCAGAGCGAAACCCAGGAAGCUGCUUCUUCCGGGAAGCAGUCUGGAGGCCUUCUCAGCUUUACGUCGUCAACACAGCGCCAUACCAUGUCCCAGACCAGCUAUAUGACACAAUACCAUGCCAUUGGUCUCCUCUGCCAGAUGAGAGCUCAUGACAGAAUGGCAAUGGUCAAGAUGGUACAGCAGUACGGUUCCGGUGUCGUUAAGAGUCCCCCCGCAAUCGUUCUCCUCGUGAGACUCGCCGCAAAAUUAGCCGACGAGGAUCAAAGUCUACGAAAACCCAUGAUGCAGAUGCUGGAAAGCUGGCUUCGAGGGAAACAUGAAAUGGUUAUUUUCGAAGCGGCCAAGGCAAUUAGUGAGAUGAAGGACGUAACCGACGCAGAGGCUGCCCAGGCCGUCAACGUCCUGCAACUUUAUUUGUCCUCUCCUCGAACCACCAGCAAAUUCGCUGCCAUCCGUCUAUUGCAUACUUUCGCAUCCUUUAAGCCACAUGUCGUCAACGCCUGCAACCAAGAUAUCGAAUCCUUGAUCUCCAAUUCCAACAGAUCUAUUGCCACAUUCGCCAUCACCACCCUUCUUAAGACCGGAAAUGAAGCUAGUGUUGAUCGCCUCAUGAGCCAGAUCUCUGGUUUCAUGUCCGAUAUCACAGAUGAAUUCAAGAUCACUAUUGUGGAGGCAAUCCGGACACUGUGUCUCAAAUUCCCAAGCAAGCAAGCUGGAAUGCUCUCUUUCAUCAGUGGUAUCCUUAGGGAUGAGGGUGGCUAUGAAUUCAAGAAGAGCGUUGUUGAGAGCAUGUUUGAUCUUAUCAAGUUCGUCCCAGGAAGUAAAGAAGAAGCCCUUUCCCAUCUCUGUGAAUUCAUUGAAGACUGCGAGUUCACGAAAUUGGCGGUUAGGAUAUUACAUCUCCUCGGCGUCGAAGGCCCAAAGACACCCAAUCCCACCAAAUAUAUCCGGUAUAUCUAUAACCGGGUUGUCCUUGAAAAUUCAACUGUCCGGGCCGCCGCUGUUACUGCUCUAGCUAAGUUCGGCGUCGGUCAGAAAGACCCUGAACUACGACGAAGCGUUAUCGUACUCCUCAAGAGAUGUUUGGAUGAUACCGAUGAUGAAGUUCGUGAUCGUGCUGCCCUUAACCUCAGAUUGAUCGAUGAUAGUGAAAUUGCUGAGCGAUUUAUUGCCAAUGAUACCAUGUACUCUUUAUCUACUUUUGAACACCAGCUUGUCAUGUAUGUCACUGCAACUGACAAAGAGACCUUCGCAACCGCAUUUGAUUUGUCAAAGAUCCCGGUCGUGUCCCAAGAGCAAGCCCUAGCCGAAGAGAGAACCAAAAAACUUACUUCGGCUACACCAACUCUCAAAGCUCCAACUUCUGGCCCUUCAAAAGCAAAGCAAAAUGGGGCCGCCGAUGGAGCAGCUGCAGCUCAAGCAACGACUCAGAAAUUUGCCGAGGAGCUGGCACAAAUCCCCGAACUCAAGGAAUAUGGAACUCUUCUCAAAUCCUCCUCACCUAUCGAGCUUACCGAGCGGGAGACCGAAUACGUUGUCACAGCCAUCAAACAUAUCUUCAAAGACCAUAUCGUUGUACAGUAUGACAUUAAAAAUACCCUUCCUGAUACUGUACUCGAAGACGUGUCCGUUGUUGCAACUCCUUCAGAAGAAGAGGAGUCACUUGAGGAGGACUUUAUUGUCCCUGCUCCAAAACUGGUACCAAACGAGCCUGGCCUAGUAUAUGUUGCAUUCAAGAAGGCCGGCGGUGAACAUGACUACCCCAUCACAUCAUUCACAAACGUCUUGAAGUUCACUAGCAAGGAAAUUGACCCCACUACUGGCGAGCCUGAAGAAACUGGCUAUGAAGAUGAAUACCAAGUGGAGGAUCUUGAGCUCACGGGCAGUGACUAUGUUGUUCCAGCCUUUGCGGGCAACUUUGAUCAUCUCUGGGAGCAGACUGGUGCCAAUGGCGAGGAAGCUAGCGAAACCCUACAGCUAUCCAACAUGAAGGGUAUAUCAGAUGCCACUGAGCAACUCAUUGCUACUCUAUCCUUGCAGCCCUUGGAAGGCACGGAUGUCGUUCUCAAUAACUCCACACAUUCACUCAAGUUAUAUGGAAAGACUGUAUCUGGAGGCAAAGUCACUGGCCUGGUACGGUUGGCGUACUCCGCAAAAUCUGGUGUCACCACCAAGAUAACGAUCCGAGCGGAAGAGGAAGGUGUUGCUGCCGCAAUCAUAACUUCAGUUGCAUAA
Trichophyton benhamiae CBS 112371 is the source of this 2739-nucleotide messenger RNA. RefSeq lists its product as uncharacterized. Gene Ontology annotation, cellular component: endoplasmic reticulum-Golgi intermediate compartment; endoplasmic reticulum; COPI vesicle coat. Lineage: Eukaryota; Fungi; Ascomycota; Eurotiomycetes; Onygenales; Arthrodermataceae. Bases 1 to 2739 code for a protein of 912 amino acids. The record is from RefSeq and is a predicted model, not a curated record. Gene Ontology annotation, biological process: protein secretion; intracellular protein transport; intra-Golgi vesicle-mediated transport. The transcript is spliced from 6 exons. Gene Ontology annotation, molecular function: structural molecule activity.